AUGUCUGGAGGUAGGUCUCCUACUAUUGGGGUUUCGCCUUUUGUGAGUGGGUCUUCUGCUUCGGUCCCGGCUCCCCCCCCCCCCCUUUCACAUAUCCCUUUCAUUCCUUUCGCAGCGGCUCCUGCGGUGGGGAGGGGCAGACGCAGGGAGAGAUCUUUGUCCCCCACUUCCUCCAGAGAGGGCAGGAGGCGGGGGAGGCGCAGCCGCCGGAGGCGGCGUUCCAGUCGGCAUUCCAGGUCCUCCCGGUACAGCAGGCGGUCCAGAUCUUCCAGGUGGCGUUCCCCGUCCUCCUCAGAGGGAUCCUCGGGCGUGUCGGAAGAGUCUGUUCGUACACCGCGUUCCGGGAGUGGACGACUGGCGGAUGGUGAGGUGUCCAGGGUAUCGAGCCUGGCUUCGGUGGCAGUACACAGGGAGGCUGUUCCUGUACCUGCGGUGGUUCCAGCGGCGAUCCCGGUUCCUGGUUUUUCGGGACCUUCAUCCGGAGGCGGAGAUGGAUGGGCUGGCUUGCCCGGAUUUCCUGUGGCGGCUGGUGCUCAACAGUUGAUGACGCUGGUCAGCUCUUCGGUUACGCCGGCCACUUGGCAGGCGCAUGGAAUGGCUCGUCCGGUGGUCUGGUUGCUGGGGCAUUCGUACAUCUUUUGGGCGGCACAGAGGGCCGAAUGCAGGCCGGGAGGUCGGAGCCUUGGUUUCAGGGAAGUGGAGGUUCAUUGGAGGGGGCUUCGGGGGGUUAAGAUGGUCUCAAGUGUUGCCGGAGGUGGUGGAGAUUGGGCGUAG
This is a messenger RNA of Bufo gargarizans (Asiatic toad), 774 nucleotides long. RefSeq lists its product as uncharacterized. The coding region runs from base 1 to 774 and encodes 257 amino acids. The transcript is spliced from 3 exons. The record is from RefSeq and is a predicted model, not a curated record. NCBI's taxonomy places the organism in Eukaryota, Metazoa, Chordata, Amphibia, Anura, Bufonidae.